Didymella exigua CBS 183.55 is the source of this 1194-nucleotide messenger RNA. Its product is annotated as Oxysterol-binding protein. The record is from RefSeq and is a predicted model, not a curated record. Lineage: Eukaryota; Fungi; Ascomycota; Dothideomycetes; Pleosporales; Didymellaceae. The annotation marks the transcript as partial. Gene Ontology annotation, cellular component: cytosol; membrane; intracellular membrane-bounded organelle. Gene Ontology annotation, biological process: maintenance of cell polarity; piecemeal microautophagy of the nucleus; endocytosis. The transcript has a single exon. Gene Ontology annotation, molecular function: oxysterol binding.
ACCUCAAUUGCUGCGAACAGGUCCGCCCUGAAAGACUUCAUUGCGUCCAUCGCGACGAUAUCUGGCGAUCUUUCCAACAUCACAGCUCCUCCUUUCGUCUUGGCUGAGAAUUCUACUGUCGAGAUUCCACAAUACUGGUGCGACCAUGCGCAUCUUUUUGUCCGUCAAGCUUGGGGCGAAACCGAGGAGCAAAGGGCUCUCAACGUCCUGGAGUCGUUCAUGGGCGCUCUUCGCAAUCAGCAAUAUGCUGGAAGAGACGAGUCAGAGGGAAUUAAAAAGCCUCUGAACGCCUUCUUGGGCGAAUUGUUCAUGGGAAAGUGGGAGGAUGGUGAGCUCGGACAGACUCGACUCGUGUCUGAGCAGGUCAGCCACCACCCGCCAAUCACAGCGUGCUAUAUCUGGAACGAUAAGCACGGUGUGCGCGCAGAGGGCUUCACCGAACAAGAAAUCACAUUCUCUGGGAAUGUCAGCAUUAAGCAAAAAGGCUAUGCCAUGCUGCAUAUUGACAAGUACGACGAGGACUACUUGAUGCCGGUUCCCAAUGUCAAGGUCAAAGGCAUCCUAGGUGGCAAACCAUACCCGGAAUUACAAGGCAGUUACUCACUCAUCUCGUCAACUGGCUAUGUGUCGCAAAUCAAGUUCGAAGGCAAGUCAUUCUUUGGCGGUGGGCUAAGGAACGGCUUCCAGGCAAAAAUGUUCCACGUCGAUCGCCCGGAAGAGAUAUUGUACGAAGCCAAAGGAGCAUGGAACGGCGAGUCUACAUUCGAAGAUGCGCGAACAGGAAAGGCAGUCGAAAAGAUGGACUUUGCGACGCUCAAGACAUUACCCCUGCAGAUCGACGACAUAGCUAAGCAAGACCCCUGGGAGUCGCGAAGAGCAUGGGGCGAUGUUAUUGCAGCGCUCAGGCGAGGGGAUAUGAAGGCAGCUGCCGAUGCCAAGUCAAUAGUCGAGCAGGGCCAGCGACAGAUGAGGAAGGAUGAGGCUGCCAAUGGGACGGCCUGGAAGAACCGCUUCUUCAAGACAGUCGAACGCGACGAGGUCUUCGAUAGAUUAUCAAAACACGACCCGAGCUCCUUUAGGAUUGAUCGUCAGGGUGGUAUCUGGAAAAUCGACAAGGAGGCAGUCAACACCGCACAGAAGCCAUAUCACGGAGAGUUGCUGCCGACGAACGAGCGAACGGGAGCGUCCGGAAAA